Messenger RNA from Sitodiplosis mosellana (orange wheat blossom midge), 1518 nucleotides. RefSeq lists its product as uncharacterized. The transcript has 2 exons. The record is from RefSeq and is a predicted model, not a curated record. NCBI's taxonomy places the organism in Eukaryota, Metazoa, Arthropoda, Insecta, Diptera, Cecidomyiidae. The coding region runs from base 542 to 1267 and encodes 241 amino acids.
CAGCCGAAGGAGCGAACGAACAACGGAAAAAAAAUUGUUCGGUACGAACUUAAGAAAUCAAAACAAACCAAAUGUCAAUGUAUGGAUUUUUUUUUCUGUUCGCUUGUGUCGAUUGCUUUUUUUCAGUUCUUCUUCAGUGUUAAUGUUUGCGUAGCCCAUUUGCAUAUACUUGCUGCUAUUUUCUGUUUGUUUGAGAAGAAGCGACAAAAAAGGAACAUUAAUAAGAGAAAAUUAAUAAAGAUUUUUUUUUGUUUCGUAUGGUUUAAAGAGACAGAGGCGUGCGCGACACACGAAAUUCCAUCGCUGGCUUUGGAUUCGACUAAACUGCGUCGCAAUAGAAAAACGCACCAUUCCAACGUGAUACUGAAUGAACAUAGGACGAAUUUUUGCUUAGUUUUGGUGCUAAAGAAUUGAUUCGACGUGAACGGAGUUUUGUUGACUGGAAUUUUGACGUGUUUGGCAGUAAAACCCAAAUCCAGUGUGUUCGGAAGUGUGUGGAAAUAAAAGUGUUUGUACUGCGAGUUUUAAACGGCAAAUUGAAAUGUCGAUACCGCAAAUAUUGCUAACAGCUGCAGGUUCGGCACCAACUCCUGUCAUAUCGCCGAAUUCCAGGAGAUUACAGCCACCCGAUCCGAUGGCAACGGCCAAAGAGAAUAUACGCGAACGACUCAAUAUGCACGUGAAAAAACGCAUUCAACAAGAGAUUUACCCAAUAUCACCGCCAACUUCAACACAUCACUAUCCAGACCAUUAUCUUGACAGAGGUGUGGCAUCGUCACUCAAACCAACCUAUCCAUUUUUAAUGUCAGGUGCAUCAAGUCAAGUGUCACCAGUGGUGGUAUUUGCAAAUUCCUGCAUUUCCGUUGCGUCUGAUUACACUCAAAAUUCCGGUCGAACGAUACCAAUUCCGCAGAUUGAGCGUCAAUCGUCGAAAAGCAAGCAACAGCCCAAGAAAGUGACGAAGAAAAAGAAGGCUGGUGGCAAUAAGAAGAAGACAAAACAAGUGGAUGCAAAUCAAUACGCCGAGAAUUUGAUGAUGAACACGAAAUUCUCCGAUGACAGCAACGAUUUUCAUGACCGAAAUGACAGUUCAAUGAACGGCUGUCCAUCACCCCAAACCAAUGGAGAUUCUCCACCGAUUCCAUCCGAUAAAAAUGACCAGAAACUCGCUAACACACCCGACAUCCUAUCGAUGGUGCUGAGUCUCAAGAAAAACGCACUCAUGCACGAUCCAUAUGUCAUUCAGUUUCUGUCCGCAAUUCGGUAGCAUUCAACCAUCUACGAUGACUUCCACUCAUCAUGAAAUGCUCUCACUUUAUUUGAUUGUCCAAUGACAACUUACGUGUUUGGUCCACUACCUUUGUAUUAAUGCAAUUUAUCUUUUGUUCUAAGAAUCCAAAGCAAUAUGAAGAAGACAUCACUUGUUUAUGAAACUCUAUUGCAUUUAUUUUUAGGUUAUAUUUGUGUAAAAUUAUAUGUACAAGCAAAUCAAAUACAUUGAAGAGCUAUACUAACAAA